This is a messenger RNA of Zingiber officinale, 1611 nucleotides long. RefSeq names its product mitogen-activated protein kinase 4-like. The transcript has 5 exons. Gene Ontology annotation, cellular component: cytoplasm; nucleus. Gene Ontology annotation, biological process: protein phosphorylation; intracellular signal transduction. Lineage: Eukaryota; Viridiplantae; Streptophyta; Magnoliopsida; Zingiberales; Zingiberaceae. Gene Ontology annotation, molecular function: ATP binding; MAP kinase activity. The record is from RefSeq and is a predicted model, not a curated record. Bases 1 to 1611 code for a protein of 536 amino acids.
AUGGCUAUGCUUUCAAAUAAUCCCCCCGCCGAUUUCGGGAACAAAGAAGAAAUGAGAUUUUACACCAUCUCGAACACAGUUUUCGAGAUCGAUGCCAAGUAUGCGCCUAUGAAGCUCCUUGGAGAAGGCGCUUAUGGCGUCGUUUGCUCAUCCAUCAACCGCGAAACAAGCGAGAACGUCGCCAUUAAGAAAAUAAGGAAUGUCUUCGAAGAUCGCAUCGAUGCGCUGAGGACUCUUCGGGAGAUGAAGCUUUUGGGGAAAAUCAAGCACGAAAACGUCAUUGAGAUGAAGGAUAUCAUGCUGCCUUCCACCAAGAGAUCAUUCGUCGACGUUUAUCUUGUCUUUGAGCUCAUGGAUACUGAUCUGGGGCAAAUCAUCAGAUCACCUCAGCCACUUUCCGACGAGCAGUGUCAAUGCUUCAUUUUUCAGUUGCUUCGAGGACUGAAGUAUCUCCACUCGGCGAACGUAAUUCACAGGGACUUGAAGCCAGGGAACCUUCUGGUCAACAGUGAUUGUGAACUUAAGAUUGGCGAUUUCGGACUGGCUCGCACUAAAAGUCCGAGGGGUGAAGGAAUGAACGGCUACGUCGUCACGCGUUGGUAUCGUGCGCCGGAGUUGCUCGUUUGCUCUGAUAGCUACGACGCUGCCAUUGAUAUGUGGUCAGUUGGAUGCAUCUUCGCUGCGAUACUCGGCCGCAAACCUCUCUUUCCGGGCACUGACAGUGCCCACCAGCUCGAGCUCAUUCUCAACACUCUCGGCGUUAACCACGAUGCUGCUGAUUUCGACUUCGUCAGUUACCAGCCAAUUCGAGACUACAUCGACUCGCUCCCGGAUAGUCCAGGCGUUCCCUUCGCCAGUAUGUUCCCCGAUGCCAAUCCACUGGCCGUCGACUUGCUGAAGAAGCUGCUCGUUUUUAAUCCGGCAAAGAGAAUCAAUGCUACGGAGGCAUUAGAGCACCCUUAUAUGGCUCAGUUGUAUGACCCUCUGCUCGACCCCGCUGCCAAGGGCCCCAUUGAUCUUGGCUUCGAUGAUGAUCUCGGGGAAGACAAGAUCAGAGAGAUGAUAUGGGAGGAGACGCUCUGCUAUCAUCCAGGCCUGGUGUCGAGGGUUCGACAUUACUCAGUCGUUCACCUCCAUAGCGUACCGAUAGAGCAACGGGCAGACAGAGGUUUUACUCCGUUCCAUCUGGUCUACGCCAGUGAAGCAGUGGUACCUGUGGAGGUCGGGGUACCUUCAACUAGGAGAAUGCUAUAUGAUGAGGAGAACGCUGAACAACGGCUGGCAGAGCUGGACCUCAUUAGCGAGACUCACGAGCAAACGACAAUCCGGUUAAUGGCCUAUCAACAAAGGAUGAGGCAAAAUUAUGAUAGGAAGAAAGACCAGAGCAAGCCUGGGACAAUUCCGCUUUCAGGGCAAGCAGUUCAGCGGCCUGUGAUUCCAAAGUCUGGCUCUGCUCUUGUAAGAGGACCUCUUUCGAUUUCAGCUCCUGGGUCAGCUGGUCCACAGUCUACUUAUGGAGACCCUUGGCCUGACUUUUUUCUUCGCGAAGGGCCUGGAGCUCUUGGUCGGUCGCACGCAGAGCUUGUUGGUGCUGAGCAUUCACCUCUUUAA